This is a messenger RNA of Aureococcus anophagefferens, 417 nucleotides long. RefSeq lists its product as hypothetical. The transcript has a single exon. Lineage: Eukaryota; Pelagophyceae; Pelagomonadales; Pelagomonadaceae. Gene Ontology annotation, biological process: protein deubiquitination. Gene Ontology annotation, molecular function: deubiquitinase activity. The annotation marks the transcript as partial. The record is from RefSeq and is a predicted model, not a curated record.
UACGAAGUCACCGUGGAGAUCGUCGACAUGUCCAAGGGCCUCAUGAAGAUGGCCGGGGAAGUGAUGCUCGGCGUGAAGCUCGACGGCGUGUUCCAUUGCAACGUCCACGUCCACGGGAAGACGACCUGGUUUCACUUGGACGGCGCGCACAGCGGGCCCGCGGCGCCCGGCGACGGGGCGCACGUGACCUUCGAGGCGCGCGGCCGCACUUCGCGCACGGCCGACGAUGUCGACGAGUGGUUCGCGGCUUCGCCGUACGCCGCGGACAACUACGACCUCUGGUCGCGCAACUGCAACCACUUCGCCGACGCGCUCCUCGCGUUCCUCGGCGUCGCGCCUCUACCGGCCAUGGUCACGGAGGUACCCGCCAAGGUCCUCGCGUCGCCGAUGGGCGCGAUGCUGCGGCCGACCAUCGAC